ACAAGGUGAGUCAAAAGGCCCGUUUUAGAGAAAGCUCUCGCUCCAUCAAAGUCCCGUCUUUCCAUUGAGCGGCGGACCGUGACUUACCUGAAAUCAUCCCAAUCUAGAUCUCUUCAUUAUUCUCGCCGAUUUCAGUGAAGGUUCUCUUGCCGUUUAUCUGCUGUACGAAAAACAUAAGAUGGGUCGAAAAGCCGGUGGAGUAUACAUAAGUCCAAAGAAAUUUGGCAAUAUGACGAGGCCGUGCAUGCAGGAAAUGAUAACAUUUCUCAGCUGCUUGUCCCUCAACCAAAACAAAGAUGAUAAAUGUACUCGGCAAAAGGAACUGUUGAAUGCUUGUAUGGAUUCUCAGAGUUCCAAAAACAGAAAGAGUUGGGGAAGCAUCAAUUAUCAUCUGCAGAGGCUUAACAGGGGAAGGAAGUAGUUUGGGUUCUACAGAGAAGUUAUGUUCAUUCAUGUAUUGUGCUUCAUUUGAAUUACGCCUAUCAGCGGAGAAAGUUCAGUUUUAAGGCCAGUUUAUUAUAGAAUGUUUGGCUAAUGGAACAUUUUUGUCAGGGUUGAAAAUUUCCAUGCAUGAUAAGCUAAUGAUUCGAUCAUUUAGGAAUUACUCUGCUUUGGUGGGAUUCACUGCUGACCAGAAUGUAUUACUGGUGGAAAUCUGUGGACAUUUUCUGAAUCAAAUAUUUGUAGGGACAAAAUAAUGUUUUGCUUCCUGCAUUGUUGAAACUUUCGAAGUGAUCCGGCUGUUCUUGAUGUACGUACAAUCAAUGUAAAGCUAUUCUUGACAAAUAUUCUUGCGGUUUACAACUUGGUAGAGA
Tripterygium wilfordii is the source of this 815-nucleotide messenger RNA. RefSeq lists its product as uncharacterized. Gene Ontology annotation, biological process: mitochondrial translation. Gene Ontology annotation, molecular function: structural constituent of ribosome. The coding region runs from base 179 to 421 and encodes 80 amino acids. The record is from RefSeq and is a predicted model, not a curated record. The transcript has 3 exons. NCBI's taxonomy places the organism in Eukaryota, Viridiplantae, Streptophyta, Magnoliopsida, Celastrales, Celastraceae.